Messenger RNA from Aspergillus caelatus, 1732 nucleotides. Its product is annotated as AATF family protein. Lineage: Eukaryota; Fungi; Ascomycota; Eurotiomycetes; Eurotiales; Aspergillaceae. Gene Ontology annotation, biological process: maturation of SSU-rRNA from tricistronic rRNA transcript (SSU-rRNA, 5.8S rRNA, LSU-rRNA). The transcript has 3 exons. Gene Ontology annotation, cellular component: nucleus; nucleolus. Bases 23 to 1699 code for a protein of 558 amino acids. The record is from RefSeq and is a predicted model, not a curated record.
GGGACACGCAGGUAUAUUCAAAAUGGGGCCCAAGUCUUUGGCGGAGCAAAUUGCUGAAUUGGAGGAUCCGACUCCGAAAGAUUUCGAUCCGGAGGACUUGGAGCGUGGUGGCUCUGAUAGUGAGGAUGAGGGUGGUCGCGCCGCUGAUUCGAGUGCUGGAAGGGAACAUUAUCAGGCUGUUGGCAAGGCGAAGCUUCGCAAGCAGGACCCGGUUGAUCUAGGGAAACAAUAUGCCGGUGCACGGGUUAGCAGAGAUGCGCUCGAUGCUGAUAGCGAUGACGAUCCAUUUAAGGCACGGUCUGGUGAUGAGGAGGAGGGUAGCGAGGACGAGGACGAGGACGAUCUUGAGCUAGGAAGCGACGAGGACGAGGACAUGUCGGAAGAGAGCGAUGAGGAGCAACCGCAAAAAUCGAAGGCAGCUCAGAAGAAGGGCCAUAGCGCAAGGAUUGUCGAUGACAUGAGAUCAGAUGAUUCGGAGGACAUUGGGAGCGACGAGGAUUCGGAAGAUUUCGACGAGGAUGAUAUGGACGAUGAGAUGCCCUCCGACGAAGACGAAGACGAGGAUGAAGAGGAAGAGGAUGAUGACGAGGAAGACGACGAUGAGGAGGAGGAAUCUUCUGCUCGUCGUGUGAAGUUCGCAAAACCCGCAAAAUCAGAUGAUCGGGAAGAGCUACGCAGACUGAUGGCUUCUGAUCAGAAGACCAUUACGGCUACCAUAUCCCAAGCUGCUAAAGCCGAUGCAGUCAAAGGAAAGGCUGUUAAGCAGCAGCGUGCGACUUUUGAUGCGCUUCUGAACACCCGUAUCAAGUUGCAAAAGGGUCUCACCGCGAUCAACCAGCUGUCCGUCGCAGCCAAAGAAGAGGAGGACCUCGAUGGUGAAGCUAUCAAGUCCGCCGAAUCCGCCGCCUUAGCUCUCUGGUCUACUCUCGAAGACCUGCGCCUUGCUCUCGCAGACGCGCAGACUCAAGACGAAUCGAAGAAGAGGAAACGACCUUCCGCAGUCUCCCCAAGUACAUCUACCGCUUCAUUGUGGAAGCGCAUGGCGGAUCUUGAGUCCGACUCAGUUGCCCACCGCCGAACCAUCCUUGAUAAGUGGUCGCUCAAGGUACGCGGGUCGAAUGCUACGAUUCCUAACAGUCGUGGAAAACUCCUGGGCUCGGCCGCUAGCGGGCAACAGAGCAUUACCGCCGUCCUAGAUGCGCAGGUUGCAUCUGAAACUGAUCGUGCUGCCAAGCGCGCGCGUACAGCGAAUGAUAGCUCUACUGAUGAGGACCAAGAACCUGUCUACGACGAUACCGUCUUCUACCAGUCUCUCCUCCGAGACCUUGUUGAGCAGCGCAUGUCCUCCUCCGACGCUAUUACCAACGGUAUCGAUACAUUGCAUAUUCAACUGCCUUCUCGCGGUCUUUCUGUUCACCCUGUGACCGGAAUGCGCAAGGACAAAGUUAAAAGGGAUGUGGAUACCCGUGCGUCGAAGGGACGGAAGAUGCGCUUUGAUGUCCAUGAGAAGCUGCAGAACUUUAUGGCACCAGAGGAUCGAGGUGCAUGGACCAGCCAUGCCCGGGAGGAGUUCUUUGCUUCUCUCCUCGGAAAGACAGCAAGUGGGAUGCUACGAGAGGGUGAUGAUGAGGAUGUUAGUGCUGCUGAAGAAAGUGACUCGGAUCGUGAGGAGGGCGGAUUGAAGCUUUUCCGGAGCUAGGAAUCCGUGAAUCUUGUGAAAAUGAUAUGUUAA